Schistosoma curassoni is the source of this 1167-nucleotide messenger RNA. Lineage: Eukaryota; Metazoa; Platyhelminthes; Trematoda; Strigeidida; Schistosomatidae. The record is from the annotation of a GenBank genome assembly.
GGUGACCUCUUUGUUGACUUUAUGCUGUUCAGAAGGGUUGCCAUAUUUCGACUUCCAAGUCAACUACGGAGUAUUCGAACUUCGACACAGUGUUUGACAGAACUCAAGCUUACGUUUGCUUCAUCAGCCCAAGCCUUUUACAACAAUGUCGCGGUAAAGCAAGUUGACGUUCCCACUUUAAAUGGUCGUUUCGGUGUUUUGGCUGAACAUGUCCCCACAGUGGGUUGUCUAAAACCCGGUAUUGUGGCAGUCACUGAAAAUGACGGAAGUGUAAAAAAGUAUUUCGUUAGUAGCGGUAUUGUAACUGUCAAUAGUGACUCAUCUAUUCAAGUUCUUGCAGAAGAAGCAGCUUCACUUGACCAGUUGGACCCGCACGCUGUUAAAGAUGGAAUGUCUAGGGCACAAUCCGAGUUGUCAAGCGCUACUACAGAACUUGGGAAGACAGAGGCUCAAAUCGCCGUUGAAGUAUUCGAAGAAAUGUCUCGUGCUCUUCAGGAACAAAGUUAAUUUAUUAUUUGUACCACCAAGUUUGUUAGACUGAAUAAUUGUAGCUACAUUACUGUACAUCUUUUCUUGAGUCUGUUAUGCUUCGGAGCCGUAAUAUGUUUUAACUAGACGUUGCUGUUCUUUUCCAAUCAUACUUUAUGUUAUUGUGAUUUAGGAGUUGUGGGAUGUGCUAACAGGUUUUUUGCAUUGCUUGAGACGAGUGACGUCAAAGCUCUGACUGUCGAUGAAUUCGAACCCUAACCGACCAUUAUUGAAGUGCACUGAAUUUAAGCUAUAUUGUAGUAAUUUUAUUAUGUAUAUCGAAUAUCUCGUUUUGUAUAUUUUAAUUUCUUGUAGUCAUUCAGAAGUAUUCAAGCAAUGUUUUAUAUUUCCGAAUUCUAGGAAAAUAAUAGGGUUAUAAACUGCUUUGAUGGCAAGUGAGCAAAAGUAUGGAUUGUUAUUGGGCAUGAUUAGUUAACUAAUAAGUAUGAUUUACCUAGAUUUACAGCUUUCUAGUGAUCAAGUGAAAUCGCCUAACAAUUUAGGAAGCCCAGUUUAAGAGUAUUCCUAUGAUAGUUCAGAAGUUCAUGCUUCAAGUAGAUUAAGACGUUUGGGUGACAUCAGAACAAAAAGAACACAAGAGUUAGUUUGCACAAUCAGGAAAUAUGUAGGUAAAAAUUA